GCAUCUCUACUUAUAGAAAAAAACAGCUGGCAGCCAAUUUUAGUAGUUUUAAUUAAUUUGUGUGUGAAAUUAUAUCGUAAAAUUGUAAUUUUGUUAGAAUUUUAAUAAAUUAACUAAUAAAAUUUACCUAAAUCUCAUAAAGUAAACCAGAGACUGUUUUAGUGUGUGGUAGGCAUACAAAUAUUACCCCCUUCUUCUCACUUCCAAGACUGUGUUGUGUUGACUGAUUGCCGAACAAAGUUCAGACAAUUUACAAUUUAGUUCAAGAUAAUAAUAAUAGUUGAAAGUGAAUAAACAAAAUCGAUAUGUCGGAGAAUGCCACAGCCAGCAAUUUUCGCAGUCCCGUGGUGGCUGAACCUAUUUUAAUGCCCCCCACUAUGGGUGCGGGUGGUGGUGAUAUGGGCAUGUCUAGUUUGGGUUCAGAUGCCAUUUUGAGAACUCCCGCUGGUAAUGUACGGUCUUUGGCAGCACCUCCUUUGCCCAUGGCUCCCACUUCACAAUAUUCAUCUGCCGGUAUGGGUGGUGGUGCUUAUGCUGGAGGUUAUGGUGGCUACGGUGGGGGCUUUGGUAGUUAUGGCGGAGGCUAUGGUGGCUUUGGUUCCAGUUAUGGUGCUGGUUAUGGAGGUUUUGGUGGACUAGGAAGUUAUGGCGGCUAUGGUGGUGGCUAUGGAGCUUAUAACCGUUUUGGCAUGUCUGGUGGUGGCAUGAAUCCUAUGGAUCCGGAGGCCCGUUUUAUACAAUUAGCAGAAGCUAGUUCAAGGCCUGCCUUUCAGAGCAUAGAAUCUUUAGUAUCAGCUAUUGGCAACAUCGCUUCUAUGUUGGAUUCUACUUUCUUUGCCUUAACCAGCUCAUUUAGAGCUAUUCUGGGAGUAGCUGCCAAUUUUGGACGUUUGAGAGGUGUGUUUGCACAAUUUUGGUCUACUUUUGCCAUAUUCCGAGGUCUAACAUGGAUCUACAGAAAAAUUCUCUAUUGGCUGCGCAUCUCUAACUUGGACCCCUCCUCGGAGUCGUUUAAGAAAGCUUUUGCUGAAGCCUUGAAUGAGUCUUCAAGCCAACAACAGGGUGCUCCCAAGCUGCCACGCAAAGGUCAAUCUCCUUGGCCAGUUUUAGCUUUCCUUAGUUUCAUAUUUACGGCUCCUUAUUUGAUUAUGAAACUAUUGGGUACUGUUACCAAUACUGCACAGGAAGAAGCUCGCAAUCCCAGCAAAUGGGUGCAACCCAUAGAAUCCGCGGCUCUUUAUGAUUUCCAAGCUAGAAAUCCGUCGGAGCUCAGCAUACGUGCCGGUCAACGUGUUGUCAUAGCUCCAAAAGAAAUUCAAAACACACUGGCUUUACUUAACACCGGUUGGGCCAUGGCCACUACUGAUGGACAAAUGACUGGCAUAAUUCCCAUAAAUUAUGUAAAAUCACCACAGCAGAUGAGACAGGAGCAAUUAUCGAAACCAGCUAUGGAUAUACAUCAUGCCAACAAUACGCCCAUUCAUGUACCCAUCUCACAAGUAGAUGCUCCUCAGCCUAGUUUAAUGAAUUUAUCCACUUCAGCAUUUGCCGCGCCUCCAGCUGCUACAGCAUCCAACAUUCCUGAUUUUGAUAUAGCACCACAGCCGGUGGGACCACCUAAUACUGCAAAUGUAGUCCUUCAAAAUGGGAUUUAAAUGUUGAAUAGCUAAUAGGUACAAAGGUGUCCUUUUACUGUACACAGUCACACCAGGCCUUGUUUAAAAUGGUUUUCAUUCAGGUUUUUCUUUUAAAUAUUUACAAAAUAAUAAUUUAGUUUUUAAGUUUUUUCAACUUUUUUUUCGCCUUAAAGCUUUUACGUUCAUUCUGGGGCUUUUUUGUAAGAAACUAUAUUAUUAAGGUUAUUAUUGUGUACAAUUUUAAUAAAAAUCAGUAGUAUUGAAUUAUAUAUAAAUAUUUAGUUUUUAUGUUUUUUUUAUAGAAAUUAGCUUUAAAAUUAUAAUCCAAAUUUUUCUAAAAUAAUUUUUAAGUCGAAAAUUAUAUAUUAAAAAAAAUCAAAGAACAUAAAUAAAAAAGUGAUGAAUAAAACGUGAUUAAAUUUUCUUCUAAAAACUUUUAAAAU
Molecule: messenger RNA, 2080 nt
Organism: Lucilia sericata (common green bottle fly)
Lineage: Eukaryota; Metazoa; Arthropoda; Insecta; Diptera; Calliphoridae
Gene: Pex13
Product: probable peroxisomal membrane protein PEX13
Exons: 4
Coding region: 306-1655 (449 amino acids)
Biological process (GO): protein import into peroxisome matrix, docking
Cellular component (GO): peroxisomal membrane; peroxisome; peroxisomal importomer complex
Molecular function (GO): protein binding
Source: RefSeq, a predicted model, not a curated record